AUGUCUAUGUCCGUCGAAGACGCUGGUGUGGAGCGGGCGCCGAAGCCCGUUCCCGAUAUCCCGGACAGUGUCUUCUCGCAACUGCGAAUGGAUGGGAGAGUCGUGGCCAUCACUGGAGGCGCUGAUGGCAUUGGUCUUGCUGUUGCAGAAGCAAUGGCGGAAGCUGGUGCAAACGUUGCAUUGUGGUACAACUCUAACAAAGCCGCAAUCGGACGGAGCAAGGAGUUGGAGGAGAGGUAUGGCAUCAAGUCAAAGGCGUACCAAGUCGAGGUGUCAGAUCAUGAAGCCGUUGAGAAGACUAUGGCGGAGACUGUCAAGGACUUUGGGAAGCUCAAUUGUUUCAUCGCAAACGCGGGCAUGGCAAUUUCGAAGGCGAGCACAGAGCAGACGAUCGAGGAGUACAGGAAACAGAUGUCUGUCAACCUCGACGGCGUCUUCUACUGCGCAAAAUAUGCCGGUGCUAUCUUCAAGAGCCAAGGAUUCGGCAACCUCAUCAUCACAUCCAGCAUUUCCGCACACAUUGUAAACGUUCCAGUCGAUCAGCCUGUAUACAACUCCACAAAAGCAGCAGUGACCCAUCUCGGAAAGAGUCUGGCACGGGAGUGGCGAGAGUUCGCUCGUGUGAAUAUUGUAUCGCCCGGCUUCUUCGACACAAGAAUGGGAGCUUCGCCUAAAGUGGUCAAUGAGGCGUAUCGAAUGACUCCAUUGGGCCGUAUGGGCCAUGUAAAGGAGAUCAAGGGGUUGUACUUGUACUUGGCGAGCGAUGCUUCGACUUAUAUGACAGGCAGCGACAUAUUGAUCGAUGGAGGGUAUGUACUUCCGUAA
Messenger RNA from Zymoseptoria tritici IPO323, 825 nucleotides. RefSeq lists its product as uncharacterized. Gene Ontology annotation, molecular function: oxidoreductase activity, acting on NAD(P)H, oxygen as acceptor. Gene Ontology annotation, cellular component: intracellular anatomical structure. NCBI's taxonomy places the organism in Eukaryota, Fungi, Ascomycota, Dothideomycetes, Mycosphaerellales, Mycosphaerellaceae. The transcript is spliced from 3 exons. The coding region runs from base 1 to 825 and encodes 274 amino acids. The record is from RefSeq and is a predicted model, not a curated record.